UGCAAGAUAUAUACUUUAUUCCUUAUGCAGUUGAUAUUGCAAGAGGUAUUGAAUACAUGUGCUAACUGAAUAUAUCAAUACUGUUGAUGCUUUGUUGUCGAGGCAACCGCAGCCAUAACGUCCGUUAGUUUAGACAUAUUACGCUUGUAGCGCAUCGUAGUGUCACACGAAUAUUUGGCAAGUUCGGAAUACAUUUUUCACUUUUAGAAAACCAAGUGCGGAACUGCUAUAGAAAACUUCAUUAUGAGUGAAAAUGUGAAAUUUAUUGUGACAGAAAUAAAUAAAUUAUUAGGACGAAAUUACAGUAUAAUUGGAUUUAAUAUCUUAAACACUGAAGACUUAUUACAGAUAUUAUGCAGUGUUCUAAUGAAGAUACAGCAACAAGAUUCGGAUACCGAUAUUAAAUUGAAUUCACCAGAAGAAAAUUCUAUAUACGUCUUAACAGCUCUUCGAAUACUUAAUUAUCAAUCUGAUGUGGAUCCCAUACUGUUUAGACAAGGUUUAGUUCGAGGUGAAGUCGAAAUUAUUCAUCCGAUAUUGAAAUGGCUUUUGAUGCAUAUCGAUACAGUUCAGAAAAGAACAUAUUUGUCACAGUUCCUCGUCAAGGUAAGAUAUCAAAGCUUCUUCACAACAUGAUGUACGUUUCCAGACAGUAAACGAAUGUCCACAGGCUUUAUAAGA
Messenger RNA from Trachymyrmex cornetzi, 681 nucleotides. Its product is annotated as intraflagellar transport protein 81 homolog. Bases 244 to 636 code for a protein of 130 amino acids. The transcript is spliced from 3 exons. Gene Ontology annotation, molecular function: tubulin binding. Gene Ontology annotation, cellular component: intraciliary transport particle B; ciliary basal body. Gene Ontology annotation, biological process: intraciliary transport; cilium assembly. The record is from RefSeq and is a predicted model, not a curated record. NCBI's taxonomy places the organism in Eukaryota, Metazoa, Arthropoda, Insecta, Hymenoptera, Formicidae.